CAUUACGCUGCCUUUGACACUACGACUAUUGUGGCAAAACGCUACGCGGUGCAAUCAGUAGACUGUAGGCCUAGUGGAUUUUCACGGAAAACAAGGGGAAAUUAUUUCAAUUCAACCUCGGCGUCAUAUUUCUUUUCAAAGUGUCAUCUUUCAAUAUUUAGGGUACACAAAAUGACACAUUUAUGUUAUGAGUUAAAUACAUUAUUUAUUUAUUCAUUUGCAAAAAAAAAAAAAAAAUCAGGGUCGUUAGAGCUAUUUUUAGUGCAUCCCGAGAUAUAGGCUAAAGUUGGGCCAUACCUGGUUGCUUGCGGUAUUCUCACGUUUUAAGGACAGACUCUAGUGAUCCUGCAGAUGGCGGGCUUGCCUUGGUAAUUGUAACCAGCUUUUAACGAGGUCACGCUGAAAGUCCACCUGAGCGACGCGAGCACGCAUCAGCCCAUCUCCGGAGCCGCCAUCGAGAUCUUCACCAACCAGACCUCCUUCGCCACGGAAACAUCGGGGGCAGACGGCAGCGCGUUCAUCAAAUUUCACUACAAAGUCGGCACCCUGUUGAUUGUCACGGCAACCAAGGCGGGCUAUGUGCCAAACUCCGCCCCCUGGGGACCAACCAGAUUACCUGUGUUCUCGUCUCUCAGCCUGGACCUGCUUCCUGAGAGGGCGGCCACGUUGAUGGUGUACGAGGACGAGGUGCAUAUCGUCUCUGGCUUUCCAGGUCUGAGGGUGCAGCCCUGCGUGCAGUUCCAGAGGAGGGCCUUGAGCCUGCCAGCCAAUGCCAGCUACAGCAACCUGACCGCCCUGCUGACCGUGGCCGGCUCUGCCUGGGAGCUGGAGCGCUUCCCCUACCUGCAGGGCCUGGGAGGCAAUGGGACAGGGAACGACCGGAGGUUCGAGCUGACCCCCAUCACGGCCGUCAGCGUCCACCUGCUGGGCAGCAGCGGGCGGGAGCUGCAGGUCAGCCAGCCGGUCAGCAUCAGCGUCCCGCUGCCCCCCGACAGCGGCCUGAAGGAGAAUGACCACGUCCCCGCCUGGAGGUUCGACCCCAAACUCGGGGUCUGGCUGAAGAGUAGUUUGGGGUACGUGCAGAAGGAGGGGGGCCAGCUCACUCUCAGCUACUCUGCCCUCCAGCUGGGCUACUGGGUCGUAGCCAUGUCCCCUCUCAACACAGGCGCAGUGGUGGCGAAGGACAUCAGCACCUACCACACCGCCUUCCUAUUGGCCAUCCUGGGAGGCAUGGCCCUCAUCCUCCUCUUCCUGCUCUGUCUGCUGCUCUAUUACUGCAGGAGGAAGUGCCUGAAACCGCGCCAGCACCACCGGAAGCUGCAGCUGUCCUCGGCUCUGGACGGCUCCAAGCGGGACCAGGCCACGUCCAUGUCCCACCUCAACCUGAUCAGCGAGGUGCACCUGGAGCUGGCGUCGGCAACCGGCGAGCCGGACCUGCACACGCCCAUGCUAAAGCCCUCCCCGCCCUCCCGCCACCACCACCACCUCCACGAGGGGGCCAGGGACAAGGGCGGGGCCUCGCUCAACAACCUGACGUCGCGGGCCUCCCUGCUCAAGGACUACCACAAGUCCGUGGAGACCUUCCCCCUCCAGGAGCCCCCGGGGGCCUACGAGCCGCCCGCCCCCGACGGCUACCGCCGCAGCUACAGCUCCACCUCGUCCCAGCAGCCGCCGGCCCAGGCGUCGGCCCUCCAGCUGUGCGCCGCCAGCGAGAGCAGCGUCCGCGAGGCCGCCCUGCCCCAGCCCGCGGCCGCCACGCCCGACCGGGGCCCGCCGGCGGACCGGAGGCCGGCCGACUACUCGCUGUCGCGGUCGGUGGACCACCUGGAGCGGCCCACCUCCUUCCCCAGGCCCGGGCAGCUCCUGUGCUGCAGCUCGGUGGACCAGAUGACGGAGGGCGCGUACAGGAAGGUGCGCCCCACGCUGGUCAUCCCGGCGCACUACAUGAAGCUGCCCGGGGAGCACCCGUACGCCGGCCAGGCCCUCCUCCUGCAGACCGACCAGCAGAGCGACCUGGACACCAUCCAGGCCGAGCUCUCGGCCUCCCACCGGCCCCAGGGCCCGCAGGGCCAGGAGCCCCUCCGCCCGGGCCUGGGCUCCCGCCACCCCUCGGGCCACGCCCUCCAGGACCCCCAGGACGGGGAGUGGACGCUGCAGACGGCCUCGGUGCCCGAGUCGCUGUCCAUCCCCACGUCGCUCAGCGAGGCGGGCCUGGUGCAGAUGAACGGCGAGGACCAGCUCCUGGCCGAGAAGACGCUGAUGGAGCUGCGCGGCGGCAGGCCGCUGCCCCACCCGCGGGCGUGGUUCGUGUCCCUGGACGGGCGCUCCAACGCCCACAUCCGCCACUCCUACAUCGACCUGCAGAGGGCGGGCCACAGCGGCAGCAACGACGCCAGCCUGGACUCCGGGGUGGACAUGAACGAGCCCAAGCUGGGCCGCCGCCCCCGCGAACGCGAACGUGAGCGCGAGCGAGAGCGCAAGGCCCCGCCCGCCGUGGCCUACACCCAGCUGGUCUACGUGGACGACGCCGGGCCCGACGGCAGCCAGAACGGGACGCCCGACUGCAGCCCCGAGGACAAUGCCCUGGGGCCCCUGCUCCAGGAGGCCCCGGGCCCCGAGGAGGCAGAGGAGGCUCCGUCGCCGUCGCCUCUCCGCGAUGUGGAGGUGGAGGUGGAGGUGGAAGGGGAGGGGGAGGAGGAGGACGCGAAGGACGUGGUGUUCAGGACUGAGCGUGCCCUGCCGCAGGUGCACCUUCCCAGCAGCCCCCCGGACGACGUGCACGGUCACGAUGACAGCGGGGAAGACGAAAACAAAAAGAGCCCCUGGCAGAAACGGGAGGAGAGACCACUGCUGGCCUUCAACCUCAAAUGAGCAGCUACCCAACCCCGAACCCCGAACCCCGAACCCUGACCAUUUGACAUGGACAGAAUUUUGGAAGCGCUGCCAAAUAUGGCAUUCAGAGAGUGUUAGUGAGAAGACAACAAGCGUUCUCUGAGCAAACGAAAUAAACAUUUUAUGCACAACUGCUAUGCCUUUUUUUUACCGAACUGUACAGAUAAGCAAAAAUGAGCUGUAGGCGUAAAGAGGACGGGACACAUAGCUUUAUAUCUGUCUGAGCUGCAGCUGGGUCAGAUAAUGUGACAUACUCUCCUUUUGACAUUUACUUGCACAAGCGGCAGCAUUUGGACAUUAAUGACAUUAAAAUGGAAGGAAAAAGGUCAACGUAAGGCUUGAUGUUAAGGGUUUUUUGAUAUUGAAACUAAAAAGGUAUGUUGCUUUAAAAACAGCUAUGCAUUGCUUUUACAGUACGCUGUUGCUUAAGAUGCCUUUUUUUUGUCAUUUUAAGAAGUACAUUCUGAUUUUUAGUUGGAAAUAUUUUACAUGCAUUUUUUCAAAUUUUCUUUUUUGCGUUCCUUUGUUUCGUUUCGUUUUUUCUCUCUGCCUUGCCUUACAGUGAGAUGGCAGCCGUGACCCUAUGCGCCCCUCUUUACCUGAAACCAAACCGAGUUCUGUGUGUCAUCAGUCCUCAAGAAUCUACUUCCAUGUUUUCCAAGUGCCUUGUGAACGUCGAAAUGUACAGACCCAGAACCACUGCUUUGUUGUUCUUUUUUUUUUUCCUCCAUGGAGAACCUCACCUUCACCUUUUUUUCUGACCGGACUGCAUGCAGUAAAAUGGCUGCCGACCUGUUUCCCUUUCCCCCAGCGUUUUCUGUGGUCUCCACUCCUCCUCUUCGGUUUUAGAUGUGGAUUCUGUGUGGCAAUAGCUAGACUAGAACAUGAAAGUAAGUGGAGUGGCAGGUAAAAGACCAUGUUUGUGUGUGUGUGUGUGUGUGUUCAAACAGUUUGUUUGACAUAAAACCUCAUAAAAUGACUCAAGGUGUGCAUAACAAUGUACAGUUCCUAAGUGUGAAAGCUGUGUUUGUGAAGGGCACCGUUUCUUUUCUUUCUUUUAACAUGGUAACUGCUGGGAUGAGUAUAUUAUGCUCUGAAUGUUUAAAACUGGUAGCUUGUAUGAUAACUGAGGCUUAUUAAUCUGAAUAAAACUGAGGUGGAUGAAUUGCA
Anguilla rostrata (American eel) is the source of this 4062-nucleotide messenger RNA. It is a transcript of the gene fam171a1, whose product is annotated as family with sequence similarity 171 member A1. Lineage: Eukaryota; Metazoa; Chordata; Actinopteri; Anguilliformes; Anguillidae. The record is from RefSeq and is a predicted model, not a curated record. The transcript has 8 exons. Gene Ontology annotation, biological process: stress fiber assembly; regulation of cell shape. The coding region runs from base 670 to 2871 and encodes 733 amino acids. Gene Ontology annotation, cellular component: plasma membrane.